AUGAAAGUCGACAAGGACUCACGGGAAAUGUUGACGACCAACAUCCACCGCAGUCUGUUCCAGUACCAGCGACUUCCAUUCAGCGUAAAGACCGCCCCCGCGAUUUUACGACAGGUCAUGGACACUAUGCGCACGGGUAUUGACGGUGCUGCUGCCUAUCUGGACGAUAUAAUCGUGACUGGCAAGACAUCCAACGAACUAUCACAACAAUUGCACAGUGUUCUGACACGGAUACCGUAUUUAUCUUAG
Messenger RNA from Echinostoma caproni, 249 nucleotides. The record is from the annotation of a GenBank genome assembly. Lineage: Eukaryota; Metazoa; Platyhelminthes; Trematoda; Plagiorchiida; Echinostomatidae.